CUCUGUUUAAUCCCCAAAGAGAGAAAGAGAGAAAGACAGAAAGAGGGAGGGAUGACAGAUGAACGAAGAGAGGGAUUCAGAUUAGUGAAGCCAAGCUGGAAAAAAGAAGCAGAAUUUGUCUCUUCCGAUGUUUCCCGAUUUAUUUGACUUCUUCUCACUUCUUUCCUUCCGAUGGAUGUAAAUCAAUGAAUCGAUGAGUUGAUCGUCGGCUGCAGAGGAACACAAGUGGCUUCACUGUGCCGAACGCGUCGGUGACCGCGGCCGAAACGCGGAGAAGUUCGUCAGUCAGAAGACAAAGAAGCCGACGAGGAGCAAAGUAACCCGAAACUGAUCAAAGUGCGGAUCGAUUGAAGAUGAUUCUUUGCAGCUGAGGGCGAACAGCAGCGGAGAUGUACGAGGAGAGGAACAAAAGUUCUGGUCGUAAUGGCUACACCAAAGCAGUGGAUGGGGAGGAGGGAGGAGGAGACGGUGAGGAAGAGGAGGAGGAGGGAGGAGAAGGGGGUGGAGGAGGAGGAGUGGCGAGGGAUGCAGAGUGGGACGAAGAACUGGAUGGAGAAGAUGAAGGAGCAGUGAAGAUGACAAGAACUGACACCCUUCACUCAACCACAAGUUCAACAGGAACUCAGAGGAGGAGAGGACAACACGCUAAGAAACAGGUCCAGGGCAGUAAUCAGGUUCAGCGAGCUCCCAGAGCGUUAUUCUGUCUGAAACUCAACAAUCCAAUCAGACGUGCUGCUCUCUCUAUCGUCGAGUGGAAACCGUUUGAUAUCUUCAUUUUGUUAGCCAUCUUUGCUAACUGUGUCGCUUUAGGAGUUUCUAAGCCAUUUCCUGAGGACGACUCCAACUCCACCAACCACGACCUGGAGCAAGUGGAGUACAUCUUCCUCAUCAUCUUUACUGUGGAAACCUUUCUGAAGAUCUUGGCCUACGGUUUGGUGAUGCACCCCAGCUCCUACAUCCGCAAUGGCUGGAACCUGCUCGACUUUGUUAUCGUCAUUGUUGGGUUAUUCAGUGUCGUCUUGGAAACGAUGACUCAUAAAUCUGGUGAGCAGGUGACCACUCAUCAUAUGCCAGGGAAGCCCGGAGGUCUGGAUGUCAAGGCUCUGAGAGCCUUCAGAGUCCUGAGGCCCCUCAGACUGGUUUCUGGAGUUCCCAGUCUGCAGAUUGUGUUGAACUCCAUCAUGAAGGCCAUGGUUCCUUUGCUCCACAUUGCUCUCCUGGUUCUCUUCGUCAUCAUUAUCUACGCCAUCAUCGGUUUGGAGCUCUUCAUAGGACGCAUGCACAAGACCUGUUACUACAUAGGAACAGAUAAUUUUGUAGAGGACGACCCAGUGCCAUGUGCGUUUGCCGGUCAUGGUCGUCAGUGUGUUGUUAACGGCUCAGAGUGUCGGGGGAGGUGGGACGGCCCCAACGGAGGAAUCACCAACUUUGACAACUUCUUCUUCGCCAUGCUGACCGUGUUCCAGUGCAUCACUAUGGAGGGAUGGACCGACGUACUCUACUGGAUGAAUGAUGCCAUAGGGUUCGAGCUGCCCUGGGUUUAUUUUGUCAGUCUGGUGAUUUUUGGAUCAUUCUUCGUUCUCAACCUGGUUCUGGGAGUCCUCAGCGGAGAGUUCAGCAAGGAGAGGGAGAAGGCGAAGGCUCGAGGAGAUUUCCAGAAGCUGAGGGAGAAGCAGCAGAUGGAGGAGGACCUGUGUGGAUACAUGGACUGGAUCACUCAGGCUGAGGACAUGGACGAACUGGACGAGGACGGAAACCCUCGUCCGUCUCUGGGUGAUCUGUCAGAUAAGAAGCGGGGGAAGUUCGGAUGGUUCAGUCACUCCAAUGAAACUCAUGCGAGUCUUCCUGCGAGUGAAACAGCAUCAGAAAACACUGAGAACAUCGAUGAGGAACAUACAAACUGCUGCCAGGCCUGCUGCUCUCAGAUGAUGAAGAUCAGCUGCUGCCGAACCUUGCGUCGUUGGAAUCGAGUCUGUCGCAGGAACUGUCGCACUGCCGUCAAAUCGGUGACCUUCUAUUGGCUGGUUCUGCUACUCGUCUUCCUCAACACCUCCCUCAGUGCCUCAGAGCACUACAACCAGCCUGAUUGGCUGACACAAGUCCAAGACAUCGCCAACAAGGUGCUGCUGUCUCUGUUCACCGUCGAGAUGCUGCUGAAGAUGUACAGCCUGGGAUUGGCUCAUUACUUUGUGGCGUUCUUUAACCGCUUCGACUGCUUCGUGGUGUGUGGAGGCAUCGUGGAGACCAUCCUGGUGGAGAUGGAGAUCAUGCCUCCUCUGGGCAUCUCGGUGCUGCGCUGCGUCCGCCUGCUCAGAAUCUUCAAGGUGACACGCCAUUGGACGGCUCUGUCCAAUCUGGUGGCGUCCCUGCUGAAUUCCAUGAAGUCCAUUGCAUCCCUGCUGCUCCUCCUCUUCCUCUUCCUCAUCAUCUUCGCUCUGCUCGGCAUGCAGCUGUUUGGAGGGAAGUUCAACUUUGAUGAAACACAGACGAAACGCAGCACCUUCGACUCCUUCCCGCAGGCGCUGCUCACCUGCUUCCAGAUCCUGACAGGUGAGGACUGGAACGUGGUCAUGUAUGAUGGCAUCAUGGCAUACGGAGGCCCCGUGUUUCCAGGGAUGAUCGUCUGCGUUUACUUUGUCAUCCUCUUCAUCUGUGGUAACUACAUCCUGCUGAAUGUCUUCUUGGCCAUUGCUGUGGACAACCUGGCAGGAGGAGAUGGAGACGAUAAGAAGAAAGAUAAGAAGACCGAGGGAGCAGAGGAGGAGGAGGAGGAGGAGGCUGAACAGGAAGUGAAGGUGGAUGUUGAUGAAGACACCGAGUAUGAGGAGGAAGAGGAGCUUCCUGAGGGAGAAGACGAUGGAGGAGUCCAGCUAAAGAUGGCCGACCUUGCACCCCCGAAAGAGAAGGUUCUUCCAAUCCCAGAAGGCAGUGCCUUCUUCUGCCUCAGCAAGACAAACCCUAUCCGUGUGGCCUGUCAUACUCUGAUCCACCACCACAUCUUCACCAACCUCAUCCUCGUCUUCAUCAUCCUCAGCAGCUGCUCAUUGGCUGCUGAGGAUCCAAUCAGAGCCCACUCCUUCAGGAACAACAUCCUGGGCUAUGCAGACUAUGCCUUCACCUCCAUCUUCACCGUUGAGAUUCUGUUAAAGAUGACAGUUCACGGAGCCUUCCUCCAUCAGGGUUCGUUCUGCAGAAACUGGUUUAACUUGUUGGAUCUGCUGGUCGUCAGCGUCUCAUUGGUCUCCUUCUUCCUUCACUCCAGUGCGAUCUCGGUGGUGAAGAUCCUUCGAGUCCUCCGGGUGCUCCGACCUCUGAGAGCCAUCAACAGAGCCAAAGGCCUGAAGCACGUGGUCCAGUGUGUGUUUGUAGCCAUCAGGACCAUCGGAAACAUCAUGAUCGUCACGACUCUGCUGCAGUUCAUGUUUGCCUGCAUCGGAGUCCAGCUCUUCAAGGGUAAAUUUUAUCGCUGCACAGAUGAGGCGAAACACACUCCUGAACAGUGCAAAGGGACCUUUGUGGUGUACAAAGACGGAGACGUGACCCAUCCGAUGGUCAGGGAGCGAAUCUGGUUGAACAGCGACUUCAACUUUGAUAACGUGUUGAUGGGGAUGAUGGCGCUCUUCACCGUCUCCACCUUCGAGGGCUGGCCGGCCCUGCUAUAUAAAGCCAUUGACGCCAACGGGGAGAAUUCUGGUCCCAUCUACAACUAUCGAGUGGAGAUCUCCAUCUUCUUCAUCGUCUACAUCAUCAUCAUCGCCUUCUUCAUGAUGAACAUCUUUGUGGGUUUCGUCAUCAUCACCUUCAGAGAACAAGGAGAGCAGGAGUACAAGAACUGUGAGCUGGACAAGAAUCAGCGUCAGUGUGUGGAGUAUGCCCUGAAGGCUCAGCCUCUGAAACUUUACAUCCCAAAGAAUCCAGUCCAGUACAAGUUCUGGUCCAUCAUCAACUCGACAGGAUUUGAAUAUGUCAUGUUCGUCCUCAUCCUGCUCAACACUGUCACUCUGGCUGUUCAGCACUAUGAACAGUCCAAAAACUUCAGCUACAUCAUGGACAUCCUCAACAUGGUGUUUACAGGACUCUUCACUGUGGAGAUGCUGCUGAAGCUGCUGGCGCUCAGACUCAGGCAUUACUUUGUGGACGCCUGGAACUCGUUCGAUGCUCUGAUUGUGGUUGGCAGUGUCGUUGAUAUCGUCGUCACUGAGUUCAGUAGUGGUGAGGACAGCUCUCGGGUGUCCAUCACCUUUUUCCGUCUGUUUCGAGUGAUGCGAUUGGUCAAGCUGCUGAGUAAAGGGGAGGGGAUUCGUACGCUACUGUGGACGUUCAUCAAAUCACUGCAGGCUUUGCCAUAUGUUGCUCUGCUCAUCGCCAUGAUCUUCUUCAUCUACGCUGUCAUUGGGAUGCAGAUGUUUGGAAAGGUAGCGAUGCAGGAUUACACUCAGAUCAACAGAAAUAACAACUUCCAGACUUUUCCUCAGGCUGUUCUCCUCCUCUUCAGGUGUGCUACAGGUGAGGCCUGGCAGGAGAUCAUGUUGGCCAGUCUUCCAGGUAAACGCUGUGACCCUGAGUCAGACUACGAACCAGGAGAAGAGUUCAGCUGUGGCAGCAACUUCGCAAUCGUUUAUUUCAUCAGCUUCUUCAUGCUGUGUGCUUUCCUGAUUAUUAACCUGUUCGUCGCUGUCAUCAUGGACAACUUUGACUAUCUGACACGUGAUUGGUCAAUUCUGGGGCCACAUCAUCUGGACGAGUUUAAGAGGAUCUGGUCUGAAUACGAUCCAGAGGCCAAGGGUCGUAUAAAACACCUGGACGUUGUGGCCCUGCUCAGGAGGAUUCAGCCUCCACUGGGCUUUGGGAAACUCUGUCCUCACAGAGUGGCCUGUAAGCGUCUGGUGGCGAUGAACAUGCCUCUGAACUCUGAUGGGAUGGUUACCUUUAACGCCACACUCUUUGCUCUGGUCCGCACCGCCCUGAAGAUCAAGACUGAAGGUAACCCUGACCAGGAGAAUGAGGAGCUGAGGGUGAUCAUCAAGAAGAUCUGGAAGAGGAUGAAACCAAAACUACUGGAUGAAGUAAUACCCCCACAUGAAGAGGAGGAAGUGACAGUUGGGAAGUUUUAUGCGACCUUCCUGAUUCAGGAUUACUUCAGGAAGUUCAGAAAGAGGAAAGAGAAAGGAGAUCUGACCGGAGAGUCUGAUAUCACCAACCCGUCUGCUGUACAGCUGUGUAAAGCUGGUCUGAAGACUCUGCAGGAUCUCGGUCCAGAGAUGCGUCUGGCUCUGAACGAGGACCUGGAGGAGGAUGAGGAGGAGGUGCCAAUGGAGGAAGAGGAGUUGGAGGAAAACGCUGCUUAUGAGGGUGAAAACGGCUUUGGACCAGAGAAAGACAGACGGGGCUCCAUACUCACGACGCCCACAGGUCCCGGUGGUGUUGUUGGGGAAGGUGGUGUCUCUAAUGGGGGUCUGAUCCAUCGGGUUGGUUCGCUCACCAAGAUGCCGAACGGUAGUGAGCACGACGAGCAUCUUCGCCGUGGAGACCACGAAAGGUCAUCUGUGAGUCUUCAUCAUUCCCGCCGUGCGUCAGUGAAGAACGGCCUGCUGGACCACACCCACAAGAGGCCAUCAUACUACAAAUAUGGAAGAAGGGACAUGAGGGACAGACACUGGAGGAACGGAGACAUGGAGACGUAUGGAGAGCAGGGCUACUACAGCAGAGAGGAAGACAAUGACAGCAUCACCUCCAGAGACAGACAUUAUCCAGACGAACCUCCUCUCUACAGAGAACACUACGAUGGCCACGCCCCCCACACCAACAGUAGCUAUGGUAACGGCUAUAGCGAGGGCAGGAGGACGACCCGGAGACGCCUGCUUCCUGCCACGCCCACAGGUCGGAAGCCAUCAUUUAACAUUCAGUGUCUGAGGAGGCAGGGCAGCAGCGAUGACCUGCCAAUCCCCGGGACGUACCACCCCACCUCACCUCCACGCUGUGCACGCACACAGAUGUUCAACAGUUGUGAGUCUCGUCACUCCUCCGGUCGCUCUUCGGCAGCCUCCUCAGCGUCCUGGGCAAACCCGUGUCCUCGCCGAGGUCGCCUCCUUUACGCUCCUCUCAUCUUGGUGGAGGAGGAAGGCAACCCACCCUGGGGAGCAAGAGGAGCAGGGACAAAGGCAGGAGCAGGAAGAGGCGUCAAUGUGACAGGUGCAGCACCCAGACCGGCCUGGUACGGUGGCCCUGCAGGGACAGCAGCUCCUCCACCGUACAGAGCGUACACCACCCUCAGGGUCCCCUCGCAGCUCGGCGCUCAGCUCACAGAGAAACGAGGCUCGGCCGACAGUCUGGUUGAGGCGGUUCUCAUCUCAGAGGGCCUUGGUCUUUAUGCUCGGGAUCCAAAAUUUGUGGCGUUUGCGAAGCGUGAGAUAGCUGACGCAUGUCACAUGACAGUGGACGAGAUGGAGUCAGCCGCCAACGACCUGCUUGGCGCAGGAAGCCACAGUUUCCUCAGCAAUGCCGCCACUGACCCUGCUGGACUGUACAGCGACGAGGAGCCAAUCAGGACGAGCCGAGACGAGGAUGAGCUGGCAGACGAGAUGACCUGUGUGACAUCGUUCUGACAGGCUGGAGGUCCGGUCCAAUCAGAGACAAGGCUGAGACUGGCAAGACAGGAAGUUUGAGAAACGAUGAGUGAAAAAUUGAAGUGGUUCAGAAAAAGUGUACAAAAAUAUGUGGGAAAAGGUGUAGAGAAUUUGGAGGAUGGUGGCUGGAAAAGGACAACAAGGUCAAAAACAGGAAGAAAGGAUAUACAGUGGAAGAAAAAGAAGAAAAGGAGCAGAGUUUUAUGUGUUGUUAUUUUACAAUUGUCUGAUAUAAAACGACUGGUUUACUGUUAACCGGCUAAGAUUAGCAUUGCGCUGGCUCUAGUUAGCUUAAAAUGCAAACUGAGUCCGCAGCAACAGGGGCGCUAAUGCUACAACAGCCACUCACUCAGCAGUGUGUUAGCUGGAUGAAGCAUUUAUCAAAUACAGUCAAAAUUCAUAAAGUGAAAGUAAGUUGCCUCCCAGCAGGCCUAAAUAUCAGAUUUUUUUUUCCAUGCAGCCUUUAUUAAACAACAGUGGGGCUGCUCGAAACAUAAAUUUAAUGGUUGAAAGGCUCACCAGUGAUUGUUGGUUAAUCUGAGUGUUCUUUUCCCUCAUUGUGUGUAGUGACGUUCAACACUCGACGCCUCUGGCUAUCGCAAGCUAACGUCACCCAACUAACCAAACAGAAGGAGCAAAGAUAAAAGUCAGCCUUUGUUAGCACUGCCUGCGAACACCCAGUCCUCCUUAGUGACACCUUUAGAACAAGAACAGUCGGGCUUUGAAAACUUUUCCUCAAACAAUAGUAAAUAUCGAUUCACUGAGUAGAGUCCUGAAUGGAUGGUCAAAAAGAAACUGGACAGCCGAGAGCAGCCCAUUUAGCCCAGCAGACAGUCACGAUCAGAUAAACCAGGUUCAGCUUUGACGGGCUGGAUCGGGUGCCUUUUGUUGAAACAUGUUUAUUACUUUUCAUCACAGUGUAGAUGGGGUGGGACUUCACAGAAAGGUUGGCACAUGACAGUAAACUUGAAACACGUGAAAAUGUUGAACUCAUUGUUAUGUUGUUCUGAUUAUACUGACAGGUUAAUACUUAGCAUUAACAAAUAAGAGGCCAACCACCAAUUUUCAAUUUAAUGAAGAGCAAAGCCGACAAACAUACAUGUUGCUUGUGUAUUUCUUAAACUCCUGUGUUGUCCAACUGGAAUAUAUUUUAUACCUGUGUUAGGUUUUAUAGUUUACUACAUCCAUUACAUUAUAAUGAAUAUGAUCCUAACUUGUUACUCCUGUAGCUUCAGGAUCAGACAGAUGUAGCUUUAGCCAGAGCCAGGACACCUGUGCCAACGUGUGCUCCUCGCCUCACAGAGCAACACAUUCCCUUGUUCUGUUUAUAUCCUCUCUAACUCAUAUUUCAUGUUUCAGCAGUAAAAAGUGUUUACAUGAAGUCAUGGGCGUGGGUUGUGUCGGUGGUGUAGCAGUGCAUGGGGGUCCGAUACUUGCUAAUUGCCAAAGGGAUGAACAGUUUUUCUUGGGGGAAUCCUUGAGUACUGAGUGUUAACGCUGUGUAAAGAUUGCAGUUUGCUUGGUCAGUUACAUCUGCUUGGUUAGGAGAAGGUUGUGAUUUGGUUAGAUGUUGGGUGGUGCUUACAUGUAGAGAAGAGAUCAGGUGGAUGGAUGGAACAGGACUUUGACACAGGAGUCCAGGGUCCUUUUCCUGUGUGAAAUCAACUUAAAUAUCAAUUAUCAGGAAAUAGAAAUAGAAAUCUGAUGUGUGUACAACCAGUCACGCUGCAGUCUUUUGCACUGUAAUCAGGUAGAGUUUGUUCUCAUCAUGAAACAUGGCCACAAUCACGGCUCACUUCUAGUUAACCAUGAGAUAAGUGAUGGGACAGAACAGCACUGAGUUCAGAAGCAUUGUGCCCUAAAUGACAGCUUGAAAAGUAUGUCUGUUUGCAGCAAGUUAGCCAAACGCACUCACUCAGUGCAGCAGUGUUAGCUUGUGUUGUGGCUUGUGUUGCGUCACGAUAUGAUUCAUGACAGCAGUAGCUGGACAGCUAGCCUCCCUGGAUCAGAAAAAUUUGGAUCAGUAAAAAAUAGAAAAACAACUUUAAAGCUAACAAAUAGCCAGCUGAACUGCUUGCAUGUUAGCUGCUGAUAACAUUUUUCUCAAGUCAAAGUUCAGUUUCAUCCAACAUUACUGAGGCAAAGCUUCUGAACUGCAAAAAGGGUUUGAAUAAGAAGAAUAAGAAGUAUGGAGAUGCGUUUGACAAACAACGAGAACAAAGGAUGAUGAAAGUUGACAGUAAGUUAAAUCUGCAAGCGAGCGAAUGACUGAAGCUUCUUCAGAAUUGCACACAGCUGGUCAGUCUGCUUUCACGUGUGUGUCAGUUUUUAUAUCUGAUGUAUUUUAAAGUUCAAAUGAAGAGCUGAACAUCCUGCUCUGCAACUCGUAGAGCAGCGUGGACAAUCAUAUUUCUCAUUUUAUUAAUGUUGAAAGACUUUUUUAUUGGACCAAGUGUUUGUUCAGUGGACUGAGAUUUUCUUUUUUUAAAUGUUUAGUAUUUUUUAUUCAUUCUGACAGAAAGAACUGAAUUUUUUGAUUGUUUGUUGAAUUCUCCACAGCCAAUAGUCCAGUGGUGUAAUUUCUUGUCUACUUGCUUGUGUUUUUGUCAUGUUUUAGUUUUUCUUUCCAAGAGUUUGGACACUUUCCCAGCAGUUAAGGGCUUUUCAAUUCCACGCCUGGUUUCCCCAAAAAACCUCCUCACACAUUGAGAGCUGCCAUGUUCAGUUGAGGAACAGCUCUGUGUGGACCUUUGUUUACCUCAAAUAAAGAGAGAAAGUAAACUGCUCUUUGACUCCACAAUGUUCU
Messenger RNA from Scatophagus argus, 9432 nucleotides. RefSeq names its product calcium channel, voltage-dependent, L type, alpha 1F subunit (gene cacna1fb). Lineage: Eukaryota; Metazoa; Chordata; Actinopteri; Scatophagidae. Gene Ontology annotation, cellular component: membrane; voltage-gated calcium channel complex. Gene Ontology annotation, molecular function: high voltage-gated calcium channel activity. The transcript is spliced from 51 exons. Gene Ontology annotation, biological process: calcium ion import across plasma membrane. Bases 390 to 6605 code for a protein of 2071 amino acids. The record is from RefSeq and is a predicted model, not a curated record.